Aspergillus glaucus CBS 516.65 is the source of this 2120-nucleotide messenger RNA. Its product is annotated as putative alanine aminotransferase. Gene Ontology annotation, molecular function: pyridoxal phosphate binding; L-alanine:2-oxoglutarate transaminase activity. The transcript has 3 exons. The coding region runs from base 236 to 1846 and encodes 536 amino acids. Lineage: Eukaryota; Fungi; Ascomycota; Eurotiomycetes; Eurotiales; Aspergillaceae. The record is from RefSeq and is a predicted model, not a curated record. Gene Ontology annotation, biological process: biosynthetic process.
GGUGAAAAUUCGAACGUCACGACCUUUCAUCACUGAAUAGGCGAACGGGAAAGUCACAUGAUCGUGAUAAACCAUCAUGUGAUCGACGAUGCGUGCCGACAAAAGUUCGACGGACAAACAAAGCGCAGUCACUCGCAUGAGCAGUCCAGAACCAUCGACGCGCGGCUGACCGGACGAGGAAGGACCGUCAUAGUCAACUGAUCUUCCGUAUUCUAAUUGAUUCACUAUUUCCCUCAUGGUCUGGCAAAUGAGACUCGUGUCCAGCAUGCGGGCAAGUCCGCUGCUGCGACGGCCAGUUCUUCAAGGCCUCACCCGGCCGAUAGCCUCGUCCGCGUCGAACAUCAUGGCUCAAACAACCGUGCAAUAUACCGCCCGUCAAACCCUCUCGACGACCGUUCCUCGUACUCGCAACCUCGAACUAGACAACAUCAACCCUCAUGUGAGAGCAGCCAAGUAUGCCGUCCGUGGUGAGCUGGCUGUCAAGGCCGAGGAGCUGCGCGUGAAACUCGCACAGGGAGAUAAGUCGCUGCCGUUCGACAGCGUUAUCUUCGCGAACAUUGGCAACCCGCAGCAGCUGGAUCAGAAACCCAUCACCUUCUUUCGUCAAGUGCUCAGUUUGGUCGAGAACCCGUCGUUGCUGGAGAACCCAGAGGCGCUUAAGAAGUCGUUUGGCUACGAGCAGGAUGUCAUCGAUCGCGCUCAUACUCUUUUGAAGGAUGUGCAGAGCGUGGGCGCAUACAGUCACAGUCAGGGUGCUCCAUUUAUCCGGGAAAGCGUGGCUAAGUUCAUCGAAGAGCGUGAUGGAUUCCCCGCAAACCCUCAGGAUAUCUACUGCAGCGCUGGUGCCUCGUCUGGUGUCAACACGCUUCUCAACGUGAUCUGCAAUGGCCCUGAUGCUGGUGUACUCGUUCCUAUCCCGCAAUACCCUCUUUAUACUGCCACACUGUCUCUGUUGAAUGCGCACUGCGUCCCUUACCUCUUGGAAGAGGAGCAGGCUUGGGGUACCAAUGUCAAGGCUAUUCGCGAGUCUGUGAUUCAGGCCAAGUCCGCUGGAAUCAAUGUUCGUGCCAUUGUCAUCAUCAACCCAGGAAACCCCACCGGUGCUUCAUUGAGCGCGGAGGAUGUCAAGAACGUUCUCGAGUUUGCCGCAGAGGAGAAUCUGGUGGUGAUUGCGGACGAAGUCUACCAGACUAACGUUUUCGCUGGAGAAUUCACCUCGUUCAAGAAGCGCCUCCGUCAGCUCCAGCAGGAGGAGCCUAAGAAAUACGAUGACGUGGAACUGGCUUCCCUUCACAGUGUCUCCAAGGGUAUGGUUGGCGAGUGUGGUCAGCGGGGUGGUUACUUUGAGUUGGUCGGAUUCGACCCCUUGGUCGCUGCACAGAUCUACAAGUUCGUCAGUAUCAUGCUGUGCCCACCGGUUGUCGGACAGUGUCUGCUCGAGCUGAUGGUGAACCCACCUAAGAAGGGUGAGCCCAGCUACGAACUGUACCAUAAGGAGUACAAUGGCAUCCGGGAUGGCCUGCACAAGCGUGCUCUUGCUCUGUACGACGCUUUCCGACAGAUGGAGGGCGUUGAAUGCCAGGAGCCUCAGGGCGCCAUGUACCUCUUCCCCACGAUCACGCUUCCUGCCAAGGCCAUCGAGGCUGCCGUUGAAGAGGGCCGCGCUGCCGAUGAGUUCUACUGCAUGCGCCUGCUCGAAGCCACCGGAGUCUGCGUUGUCCCUGGUUCUGGAUUCGGCCAGAAGGAGAACACGCUGCACUUCCGGACCACAUUCCUUGCACCUGGUACUGACUGGGUUGAGCGGAUUGUGGAGUUCCACAACCAGUUCAUGGCCAAGUACAAGUAGAUGAGGAGGGAAAAAGAUAGAUGACGGGCGGUGCCUGUCUUGAUUUAUUCAUGUGCAUAGUUAUUAUUCAUGUUGGAUGAGCCUAUGAAGCUGCAUAGCAAUGAUAUGAUUGAUGAUGCCUACAUUAUAUACUGACUACCGUUACCUUGUCGGGUCUGAAUGGGUUUGAAGAGCGGUUUUAGCAACGAGCAACGCUUUCCAUAUCCACCGUCUUUGAUAGAGAUGGGCAUCGUCGAGCUAACUGGUCUGUUGAUGAGUACAAUCUGUAGUCUAA